Messenger RNA from Epinephelus lanceolatus (giant grouper), 9186 nucleotides. It is a transcript of the gene zcchc2, whose product is annotated as zinc finger, CCHC domain containing 2. The record is from RefSeq and is a predicted model, not a curated record. NCBI's taxonomy places the organism in Eukaryota, Metazoa, Chordata, Actinopteri, Perciformes, Serranidae. Gene Ontology annotation, molecular function: nucleic acid binding; zinc ion binding.
GAAAAAGCUACAGUAGUAUCGUCGCGUCAGAUGAUUAGCUAAUAGUAAAAACACUGUAAAACGACUGACAGUUCGCCUCUCUUUUCAGCAUUACGAACCGGUGGAAGUUGUCAGUAAUGUAUUUUGGUCCGUCAUUCACACUUUGAAGCCUCUCUCGCAGCGCUGAUAAUGCUGAAAAUGAAGCUACCGAUGAAAACGGGCGAGGAAGGAGGCGACGAAACGGCCGAGGACGACUCAUUGGAUCAGCCGGAGCACCAACAUAUUCCCAGGGCGGCACCUCCUUCCUCGGUGUCCGACGGACUGGAUCAGUCGCCCAGACCCGGUGUGUGUCCAUCCCAGCUGAACAAGGAGACUGUCUUCGAAUGGUUUGGCCUACAUCUAAACCCCGCUAAGCGGAUCGAGUUCAUGUGCGGACUGCUACAUAUGUGCCAAGCACUGGAGCUCCGCUUUUUGGGAUCUUACUUGGAGGAUCUUACAAGGAAAGAUUACCAUGUUUUAAGAGACUUCGAGUUCCGGGCGAAUAGUCCGAGCGAAUUGGGGCUUUUAACGGACGUGAUUGAUCCGGUUGUGAGGUCUAAACUCCUGGUCUGCCUGUCCCUCCUCGGGUCUGACAGCAGGGAAUGUGCUGGAAUACUCUUUCGGAUACUGAGCCAUGUAGACCCGGCCAUGUUCUACAAAAACUAUGACUACUCCCUUCAUCCAUUCAGGGACCCUCACCACCACUCGUUUCACCCGCCGUGUCAGGACGGGAGUGUGUACGGGCGGUCGGAGCAGACCUGCGGCUCGUCGGCUAACGAGCCAGCGGCAGGACCUCUGGAGCAGUUGGCGCUGCUCUUUACCAUGGCCUCUCUGCACCCAGCUCUCCAUUUCCACCAGCGGGAGAUGGUCCGAGGGCAGCUUGACAAAAUAGAGCUUGCCAUGGAGGAGGAGAGACGUCAGAAUCAGCUCAGAAUAAACGCCCAGAUAACGGAGCUGACGGGUCAGAAGGCAGAUUACCUGCUUUCCCCGCCGCUGGGUUUGGGGGAGUGUACGGCCCCUCAUCCUCCAUGUCAGAGCCGCCGCUCCAGCCGCUGGGCAACACAAAGAGAAGCAGUGCAUAUAGAGGGCAUCGUGCUCAGGGGCAUCUCUCGGACCAGAAUAGACAAGGAAUACAACUUUGAGGUGAAGUGGUCAGACUCCUCCUCAAGUUGUGUGACCAAAACCCAUCUGGAACUGGAGAAUUUUCUUCUUAAGCUUCCUAAGGAUCAGUGCACUGAGUCCUUUGAGAAGAGCAUCCUGAGGCUUCUGAACCAGGGGGACCGGAACGAGAGCAGGGAGGUGGAGAAGAACCUCAGGGAAAGGUUCCUGUCUGCUCCUCCUGUCUUCAGACAGACCAGGAAGGUCUGCAGCUUCUUCAAUUGUGACUCCAGUUACUCUACAAAACCUACAUGCUGCAGAUGCAACUGCCAGCUGGGUAAGGCCUACCAAGGAGACUGCUCUGAUGCCUCCAGUCAGGAGGAAGAUUUAGAGUCGUAUGCUCAGGGACACAAGAAAAAGCACGGGACCAAGAGUCCAUGUCAAGGCAGUCUCUCUAGUGCCAAGGGCUCCCAGGGGGACAGUCGGAGAGGGGGCCAUGCUGCAGAGCUCAACGGUCCAGCAGAGAGGAGGAAGAGCUGUACACUGAGGAGCAGCCAGGAGGCUGAACAGCAUCAGGCCGCUGAGAAGAGAAGCCACACAGUCGCUAAGACGAAGAGCAGAGGCCUGCCAGCAGACAGGGAUAAGGGCAAGGUGAAGGGUGCCGCCUUUGUAGCCAACGGCAGGUUGGUACCAGCUCUGUCACCUCAGAGGAAAGAUGGAGGUUCUGGUCCAGAUACGUUUGGUGAAACAUCAUCAGAAAGCUACAGCUCUCCAUCCAGCCCUCAGCACCGAGGACCAGAGAGCCUGGACAGUGAGGACGACAACAACAAAGAUACCGACAGCCACUCUGAUGACUCGAGCAAAGGUCUGGGCCCUGGCAUGUUCUUUGCCCAUCAGACUGAUCCAACUGCAGCAGGAGCCAUUCCCUCUGUUCACCCCCUGUCUUCCAGCAACCACCAGGCCCAAAUGGAGCCGCUCUGCCCAGAGACCAGCACAGAUUUCCCCCCUCUCUCCUUCAUGCGCUCUCUGCCCUAUGUGCUCCCGAACGGGACUGCUGACUCUCCACUUCCACUGGUCCCUCAUCCCGGCCAAAGCAUCGUCCCCGAUGGGAAGCCCUCGCCUGGGACCCUGAUGAUGCAGAUGCCCCUAGUGCCUCCAGGACCUGGAAUUGUGGGAGACCCGGAGAAGAGGGACAUACUUCCAACCUUUGGGAUAGCACCUAUUGGCCUCCACCCUUCAGGAAGUCCUGCUGUGCAGCCUCUGGUUCAGAGGUUCAAAACACCAAUGUCUCACAGCCAAGGUGGCACUGACGGAGCUUCAGGGAGUGGUUCUGCUCCUGCUGCCCCGCAGGCUUCACACCAAGCUGUGAGAGCCAUCAGUAUCAUGUCUCCUGGCCCCACAUCCUACUCCUCUCCUCUUCAGCAGUCUCUGCCCUGCCAAGAUCCAGCCAGCGUCACCUCGGGCCUGGCCUCCUCUCUGCCACAUGUGGAGACUUCACACGCCAAGCACCCCGGCUUAACCUUACCAUCUGGCCUGCCUUCUCCCUACACCCUGCCCCCGGUCCCCACCUCUGUCAUGCCUACUGUAGGAGCACCUGCAGCCAGUGGAAUAGCUCCAUCUCCUGGACAUGUACAAGCAGCUGUUCCUCCAGCUGUGCCCACCCACACCCCUGGACCCGCUCCCAGCCCCAGCCCAGCACUUACUCACAGCACCGCACACAGCGACUGUACAUCCUACAGCAACAGCAGCGCUUCCUGUGGAAGUGCUCCUGUUGCCCCGGGCAACCUUGUUAAUCCUCAGCAAACCCAGCCGCAACAGUUGCCCCCCCAGCAGCCAACACCACCACAACAGCCACCACCGCCGCCGCCACCGCAGCAGCAGCAGAUGGGCUGUGGGACCUGUGGCUGUCACAACAACUGCGGUGGCCGAGGCAGCGUCAGUAACAACAACAGCGUCAGUGUCCCCGGCUGCCAGGCACCUUUAUUCUUCUCCCACCAGAUGGCAGCAGCAGCAGCGCGACAGGUGUUCAGCGUCCAACCGCCUCUCUUCCAGCUCACAAGCCUGUGCAGUAACAGUUACCUCACCCAGGCUCAGCCUCCUCACCAGGCCAACGGCGCUGCCACCCUGCCCCCCUUCUUCCCCAGCGCUCCACCUCCCGCGCACCCGUCCCCCUACGGCCCCCUCCACACUCACUCUCACAGUCACGCAGACGUGCCAUCACAUAUGCUGGGCACCCAGGCGGCAGCGGUGGCGGCCGCCGCAGCUGCAAACUACAACCUCCAGCAGCAGAUGGCGCCGGCGGCAUCGUUCUGCCACCGUGUCUACCAGCAUGUAUACCCAAAUCACCUGGGGAUGCUGCCUGCUGCUGCACUGGGGGGAGGUGGAGUCAAUAAGAAGAGUGGCAAUGUGUCCUGUUAUAACUGUGGUGUGAGUGGCCACUACGCUCAGGACUGCAACCAACCCACCAUAGACUCCACACAGCAAGGUGGCUUCCGGUUAAAGUAUGCAGCCUCCCACAUUUCAGAAGCACUUGACAAUGCCGACUGAAGAAGAAGAGAGGAUGAAGAGGAGUUCCUCCGGUCUUGUUUCCACAGCGACGGUCAUCUGUUCUUCCAGGCGCUGUGUGCGAGCAGUGCACUUCAGGAAAAAAGAAAAAAAAAAAAAUCUCAAAAAGAAAGUGACCUGCCAAGGGCUCAGUGGACAAAGCCUAAGUACUUGUGCCUGAGAAAAUCUUGUUCCCAUGGAGAUGAUUCACUGUCUCGUGCACACCGACGGUCCACGUGACUCCCGCUCCCUUCCCUUUUAGUUUGUCUUUGAUAUUUUUGCACUGAGGGGUUGGAAACGAUUAACUUAUUACUUAAUUAUUAGAAAGAGAUUUUGAGGAUUUUGUUUUUACAUGACGGUGGAGACUUGUCUCAGCUGAAAAAAAAAAAAAGUUCUUAUACACUUCUUUCUAAAACAGCGUAUUUAUGCUUUUUUCCUCAUUAUUACUGUUCACCUAGGAUUUUACUGUCGGACAGAGUUGUACAGCAGUUUUCAACGUUUAAAUCAGAAAUCAAAAAAGUAAUGUUAGCAAAAUGAGUUUUAUGUUUUUCAUUUUCAGUUUUGCUGUAAGGUUUUUGAAUGUACACCUUCUCAUUUAAGGAAUGUGACUGUAUCAAAGUGUAUGGAUCUCAUGCAUUUUUACCACUUGAUAUAUGUUGUGGUUGGAAGGUAAUUGCUGCUUUGUAAUGUUAUUAUUUUCAUUUUUAAGAUAGUUUUACUUGGUGAAAUGCACUAAAGCGACGCAGGAACACAAGUGCACUAAAACAGUUUGCACCACAGCCGAGCAGGUGUGAGAAUUUAUUCAUUUUGUACUCUACAAAUUAAGACAGCAAAACUAAUUGGCUGAUACAGCGUUCACUGUUGUAGUGUGCUUUAGUAUUUCAGGUGUGAAGCAGCUUUUUCUGUUAACACCACAGAGAGGGAGAGAUCUCUGUGUUUUAAAACUACAGAUAGAAAUACAGCAGAAGAGAAACUCAUUCUUGUCUCAUCUCAGUCAGUGAGACAUCCACUACCUGUACAGUUUGGUGUCGCUGGGUGCUGUCUCCAGGAGCCUCUAGAGAGGAUUUAGACAGUUUAGUACCAGAAUGUCAGCUGUUGCUUUCGUCAGUGUUUAGCGCACAACUCUGCAGAGCGUGGAGCAAGCGUCAAACUAGUGUGGAUUCAUUUAUGAAGGAUAGACAAACAGAAGCAGACAGCACACCUCGAGCUAUACCAACUGAGUCAUCAAGACAUUUCCAUAGAGAAACACUACUCUCCUACCCUGUUGGUAUAUUAAAGGAACGCUUCAGCCGCAAAAUUAAAAUCUGUACAUUCAUAACUUACUGCGUUUUAUGUUGAAUUCAUGAAGAAAAGAUUGUUUUUUUCACAUGCCUCCACUGUGAACGGAGAAUCCAAAAAAAUGAGAACAUUCUUUAUGAACUGAAGUCAAUGGGGUCCAUGUUUAUCAACAGCAAAACUAUUUUAAACAUUGUUCACAAACUCUCACAAGACUUGUGCAGUAUAAUCUUAAGUCUUGUUUAUCCUGUCGUGUGCUCAGUGCUACCCAAACACAUGUAUUUUAACUAAAACGUUAGCCACUCAAGUGUUUUAUAUUGGAAUGUUUUAACGUUUAGGAAGUACUGAGCAUACAACAGGAUAAAUGAGAUUUGGAUUAUACUUCACGAGUUGUGUAAGUGUAAACCACUAUUUGAGAUAGGUUAGCUAUUGUUGAACGUCGUCCACAAAGGAUGUUAGCCACCUUUUUUUUUUUUUUUUGUUUGUUUGUUUGAUUUUUUUUUUUUUUUUGAUUUUUUUUUUGGGAUUCUUGUAUGCUCAGUACUUCCCAGACACAGGUAUUUUAGCUAAAACGUUACCUGCUUUAAGCUCGUUAAUGCUCAGCGUGCGCUACUUGUAGGGGGAAGUGUUUUAUAUUGGAACGUUUUAGCCAAAAUGUAUGUGUUUAGGAAGUACCGAGCACACGACAGGAUAAAUGAGAUUUGGAUUCUACUACACAAGUUAUGUAAACUGAUGUUUCCAUAGAACGUCGUCCCCAUUUGCAUCAGUUCAAGAAGAAUGUUAGCCUUUUUGGAUUCUCCGUUCACCACGGAAGCCUGAGAGAAAAACGUUUUCUUCAUGAUAUUCAACGUGAAACAAAGUUUGUAAUGAAUAUACAGAUGGUCAUUUUAUGGUUCAAGUAUUCUUUAACUACAAAGUAAAGUGUGUUUUAUAUUUGUAUGUUUGAUCACAUCUUUAAGAGCCUGUGUAAGAGCCCACGCUAAAAGACAGCCGUGGGCAGUAACUGACUGUUUCUGUACUUGUUAAUUUAAUGAAUAAAUCUAGUAUGGAUUUUCUUUAGUUUUGUUUUGUCACCAGACUGUUGAUAACUGACCUUAGAUGUCUGACAAACCUGAUGUCAUGUGACUACGUCUUCUGAACUGAGAUCCCUCUAUGUGGAUAAAAACACUUGAACACUUACAAAACAGCAAUUGACAGAACCAUCUAUACUGUAAUGCCUACAUAUGAUUUGAAGCUUUGAGCUCAUCAGUGCUUUAUAGAGGUUUUAAAAGGUAUUUUGGGAAACAUUUGAAAUGAUGGAAGGAGGCGGUGUUUGAGAAUGUGGAGUCCCGAUGUGUACAGUGUUAAGGAAUAAAUGAAACUGUUGGUAAAAUAAUUUGAAACAAUCGAAGCUCAGCUCAUUAUUAUGAAAUGUUAUUUUAUUAUUGUCUGUUUUAAAGUUCAGUUUUGUUUCAUAAUAUGUCAACAUUGAUUUGAUGUUGUUGCUCUAGCUAACACGUGCUAACUGGCUAAAUCUGGGAGGAGUUGAUGAGCUGGCAGUCUUAAAGAAUACUUCACCUGCAAAAUGAUGCGUGAAAUUUGUGAAGAAAACAAUUUUCCCUCACAUACCUCCACGGUCAACCAAAUAAGGUAAACCACCUUCAAAGUUCUCAAGAAUUCAAGGUAACGGUGGGUGAGUAGUUUUUUUACUGUUGUGAAACGUGACACCCCAUGACUUGAAUUCAUGAAGAAUGUUUGUCUUUUUGGAUUCUUCAGUCACCAUAGAGGCAAGCGAGCAAAACAAACUUCUCCCUAAGAAUUCAAGGUAACGGGAAGAGUAGUUUUUUUACUGUCACGAAAUGUGACGCCCCGUGACUUGAAUUCAUGAAGAAUGUUUGCCUUUCUCGUUUGCCUCCACGGUGAACGAAGAAUCCAAAAAAGACAAACAUUAAUCAUGAAUUCAAGUCAUGGGGUGUCGCGCUUCACGACAUUAAAAAAAAAAACUACUUACGCUGUUACCUCGAAUUCUUGAGAAGAACUUUGUCUUUUUUUGGAUUCUUUGUCCAUUGUGGAGGCAAGCGAGAAAAACAAAGUUCUCCUCAAGAAUUGAAGGUAACGGGAAGAGUAGUUUUUUUACUGUCGUGAAGCGUGACGCCCCGUGACUUGAAUUCAUAAAGAAUGUUUGCUUUUCUCGCUUGCCUCCUGGUGAAUGAAGAAUCCAAAAAAGACAAACAUUCUUCAUGAAUUCAAGUCAUGGGGCGUCACGCUUCAUGACAUUAAAAAAAAAAAAAAACUACUCACGCAGUUGCCUUGAAUUCUUGAGGAGAAAAACAAAGUUCUCCUCAAGAAUUCAAGGCAACGGCGUGAGUAUUUUUAUUUAUUUUUUUUAUGUUGUGAAGCGUGACGCCCCAUGACUUGAAUUCAUGAAGAAUGAUUGCUUUUCUCGCUUGCCUCCUGGUGAAUGAAGAAUCCAAAAAAGACAAACAUUCUUCAUAAAUUCAAGUCAUGGGGCGUCACGCUUCACAACAUUAAAAAAAAAACUACUCACGCCGUUGCCUUGAAUUCUUGAGAACUUUGUCUUUGUCUUUUUCUUCGUCCAUUGUGGAGGCAAGUGAGAAAAACAAAGUUCUCAAAACUUCAAGGUAACGGUGGGUGAGUAUUUUUAGUGUCGUGAAAUGUGACGCCCCAUGACCUGAAUUUAUGAAGAAUGUUUGUCUUUCUUGGAUUUUUCGGUCACCAUGGAGGCAAGCGAGAAAAACAAACUUCUCCCUAAGAAUUCAAGGUAACAGGAAGGGUAGGUUUUUUUAUUUUUGUGAAACGUGACGCCCCAUGACUUGAAUUCUUGAAGAAUGUAUGUUUUUCUAGGUUGCCUUCACGGUGAACGAAGAAUCCAAAAAGGACAAACAUUCUUCAUGAUUUCAAGUCAUGGGGUGUCACGUUUCACAACAAUAAAAAAAACUACUCACCCAUGUUACCUUGAAUUCUUGAGGGGAACUUUGUCUUUUUUGGAUUCUUUGUCCAUUGUGGAGGCAGCCGAGAAAAACGAAGUUCUCCUCAGGAAUGAAAGGUAACGGAGUGAGUAAUUGAUGUACAAAUGGUCUUUUUGGGGGUGGAGUAUUCUUAGGACGUGAUGCGCUGAGAGGGUGAGAGGUUGGUUCCAACACCACGGUCAUGAAAAGUGAUAAAAGUGUCACUGGGAAACAUGCCAUUAAAUGAUAGAAAUGUCCAUACUGAAACAAAAUUUCAUAAUAAUGAGAUGGUUUAUAUAUUUUACACACUAUUGUCAUGUUUACUUCAUAAUAUAUUAUAAUUUUUUUUUUUUUCUAGCUGUUGAACACUUUAGGGUUCCAUAUUAGAAAGUGUGUAUACGGAGCUACAGUUCUCAUACUUCAAAAUAAAUACGAGGUAACAAGAUAACAUUGAACAUCUCCUGGCCUUGUGGUAGUUGUGUGUGUGUGUGUGUGUGUGUGUGUAAAGUCUCUCUCAGACGACAGAAAUAUGUUCAGAUUUCCCGGCAGCCCAGAGGCCAAUACUUCUCAGUGAUGCUCUCACUUAUUUAUUCUAGUUUCUCCUAAUUAAUGUGGUUAUUUCACACUUUGCUCAGCAGCGUUGUGUCCAGCUGUGUUCGUAAUCAGGUGUGAGUGUGUGUGUGACUGUGCUCCUCAGUUGUUUUCAGAGCUGUGUGGAUGCUCUGCUUGUUUUUGUCAGCUCAGCCUCCUGUCAGCGCAUCAGUUCGAUUAAUAUCUAUGCAUACGCACUUGUUUUCCGGAGUUCUUACAGUGACAUUUAGGAGAAGCCGGCGGUGGAGACGAUGAGAUGUUUCAUGUAAACCUGUAAAAGGAUUCACACCCUCAAACACACUGCUAUUAGAUCGGACUGUCUCCAGUUUCACUUUGAACAUUAUUUAUGUUUCUUUCGUUCGACACUUGAAGUGGAUCAGAGGAUCUCAGAGUUCUGGAUCAUGUGAUCACAAGCAGUGAGCAGAAGUGGACCAGUCAGAUCAGGAGGGAAGCCCAGUGUAUAGAACUGAAGAUUCACCAAACAACCCAAGUGUAGUUUUGUUGACCUUGAUGGUUUGAUAAAUGCUGUACUGUACAUUUGCAAGUGGUCACUCUGCUGCCACCCUCAGUUGUAAUGUUUACUGUACUCUUUGAUAUCUAUGUAUUGGAAAGGUCAAAUAUAUUUCUAGAGCGGAAUUUGGAUUUUAUGCAACUUGUUGAUCUGUUGUUUUUCCUGUAAUUAAAAGCAAUAAAUAUAAAAAUGGAAAGCAAA